Messenger RNA from Saprolegnia parasitica CBS 223.65, 2382 nucleotides. RefSeq lists its product as hypothetical. Gene Ontology annotation, biological process: chloride transport; transmembrane transport. Gene Ontology annotation, molecular function: voltage-gated chloride channel activity. The transcript has 16 exons. Lineage: Eukaryota; Oomycota; Saprolegniomycetes; Saprolegniales; Saprolegniaceae. Gene Ontology annotation, cellular component: intracellular membrane-bounded organelle; membrane. The record is from RefSeq and is a predicted model, not a curated record. The coding region runs from base 98 to 2338 and encodes 746 amino acids.
CCCCGCUACAAACCGAACUUAUACCGUCCGUUCUUCUUGUUCCAAGGAUCCCCAACAUCCCUGGGCGUCUCGACAGCAGUACCUUCAGCACUUGGCCAUGAAGCCGUCGUACGCUCCGCUUGGCCGGCACGAGGCCGCGCGCCCGCAGUACGAGAGCGUCGACUUUGUCCCGUACGACUCGCCGGGCCAUUUGCACUCGCCUGCGUGCUACAGCGAUGGCAACUGCCAGGAGUGCCAGCUGCAGCAGUACCCGCGGCCCACAACGGCCACGUCGCUCAUUUCGUCGUUCCUUGGCCACGAGACGACGAGCGCGUUCCUGAAGUGGUGCCUCAGCUUUGUCAUUGGCGUCAUCACGGCCUACAUUGCCAUCUUCAUCUCGACCGGGACAGGCUCGAUCGUCAACUGGAAGUACACGCAGCUGAAAGGCGUCCUCGAGCACGAAAAGAGUGGGCUAACAUAUACCGGCGCCGGGCUCCUCUUCCUCGUCCUCUUCAAUGCGAUGCUCGUGGGUGUUGCGAGCACGGUCAUUCUGUACUUUGCGCCGUCCGCCGCCGGGUCGGGCAUCCCUGAAACCAAGAGCACGCUCAACGGCGUCCUCGUCAAAGCGUGGAUGAGCCCAUCGACGCUCAUCUGCAAGACCAUGGGCAUCAUGAUGUCGGUGGGCGGCGGGCUACCGGUCGGCCGCGAAGGACCGCUCAUUCACAUUGGUGCGAUCGUGGCCUCGACGUUGACGUCCAAGCGCACGUACCAGUGCUGGCAGUCGGCGCGGAUAACGCUGCUUCGUGAAAAGGACGUCCGGGACCUCGUCACGUGCGGUGCAGCGGCGGGCGUCGCGGCUGCAUUUGGAGCGCCCAUCGGUGGCGUUCUCUUUGCCCUAGAAGAAGGCGCGUCGUUCCUCUCGCCCAAGCUCAUUUGGCGCGCGUUCUUUUGCGCGAUGACGGCCGCCUUUGUCGGGUUUGGCACCAACGUCUUUGUCGGCGGCUCGUUCAACGAGGAGGCGAAGAAGUCGGUUCUCUUUUCGUUUGGCAAGAUGUCGGACCCAAGUGUCGACCGCGCCGCGUACGUGCCGUACGAGCUUCUCGUGUUUGUGGGCAUGGGCAUUGCCGGUGGAAUCUGCGGCGCCAUCUACACGCACCUCAACAACCUCCUCAUGUUUCGCUGGAACUUGAAGAGUCUCAAGGCGCCUCUCAAGGUGCUGCACGUCGUGAGCCUCGGCGUUGGUGUCUCGUUCCUCUGGUUUGGCCUCGCCUUUGGCCUCGGGUCGUGCAAACCACUGCCGACGCCAAUCGCGACAGCCCCCGAGAAGCUCGAGCUGCGGUCCGAGCUGGUGCAGUUUUACUGUGGUCCAAACCAGUACAACGAUCUUGCGAGUCUCUUCUUGACGUCGCCCGACACGGCGCUCAAGCAGCUCUUGCAUUUUGGCGAAGUGGCGACCGCACCGUCCGACUUUACCGCGGCGUCGCUGCUGGCCUACGGCCUUUGCUACUUUCUCGGCUCGGCACUGACGUUUGGGAGUGCCAUCUCGGGCGGGGUCUUCAUCCCGUGCAUCCUCAGCGGCGCGGCGCUCGGACGUCUUUUUGGUGGCCUCAUGCAAACCGAUGCCGUCAACUACAUGCAUUUAAGUACCUACUCGCUCGUGGGUGCGGCGGCGAUGCUUGGCGGCGUGACGCGCAUGACGAUCUCGUUGACCAUCAUCCUUUUGGAAGCGACGGGGGAUCUGCAGUACGCACUGCCGCUCAUGAUGACGCUCAUGUCGGCGCGCUGGGUCGGCAACUCGCUCAGCACAGGCUUGUACGACUUGCACAUUCACGGGCGAGGCAUCCCGUUCUUGGAUUGGAGUCCGCCGUACGCGUUCGAAACCUUUACCGUGGCCCACGUGAUGAAGGACGAACCUGUCUACCUUUCCAAGCGCGAGACGGUCGGAACGCUCCUCAAGACGCUCAUCGAAUGCACGCACGACCAUGCGUGGGCCGUUGUUGAAGAACCCGGGUCGCUCGUGCUUGUUGGCACAUUGCAACGGUCCACGCUGGGCGCGCUGCUUCUCGACAAGUCGGCGUGGCGGGACGAGCUCUUGCGCGGCUGUUUCGAAGCGGACGACCGAGAAGACUCGAUCGAAGCCGCCGACUUUUCCAAGAACGAUCGCGAGACCAUCAUCAACCUCGAGCGCUACAUCAACCCGUCCCCGUUCUUGAUUCCUGUCGAAGCUUCGGCCGCCCAGGCAUACCGCCUCUUCCGAUCCCUUGGCCUCUCUUCCCUCUGCGUGGUGACCAAGUCGGGCGAGCUUGCAGGCCUUGUGACGCGCGACGAAUUGUAUCAUUUCAGCCGCCAAGAGCAUUAGACGCUCUCUUGAUUAACGCUCAAAACAUCUCCGUUCAACGCCCA